AUGCCCCGCAACCACGCCUCUGGACCCGCGACUUUUCGCAACCGCAAUCGCGUCACAAACAAGACCAGACUUCGCGUUAUCAAGGGCCCAGUCGAGGGUGACCCCCUCGCGUUCGACGAAGAUGAGGAGAAGGCCAGGGUCGUCUCCACCGCAGGCGUGGACGCAGAGGAUGCCAACGAACAUCACUUGCAGGCAGUGCUCACUGCAGCAUCUGUUCGGCACCAGCAGAACGUGCAGCGUGCAACAAGAGGCGCCGCGGACAAGACCGAGAAGCAGCCCGAGGCGUUCAUCCCCAUCCCGGACAAUGCCGGCGUCGUCGACGACUAUGACACGCUCUACCCGCCUAAUCGGUGGAUCGACCCGUCGACCUUCGUCAAGACGUCUACGACUAUCGAGGAGGCUGUCACGGGCGCACUCAAUGAUGGCUUCACGUACUACAUGGACGAGCGCGACAAGGAGUGGCUCGAUCGCAACAAUGAAGAAGCCCGCGGCGAAGGCACUAGCGCCCAGGGCGCCGUCUCUUCCUCAUCUGCUGGCUCCCGUACCUCUCGUAGUGCCAAAGCCAAGGGCAAAGAGCCCGAUGUCUCCCAGGCUGUCGCCAUGUCUGAGGACGAGUUUGAGCUCGUAAUGGGCAUCUUCGAGAAGGUCACGCAUGAGAAGACGCCGUUCUUGCAUCACGUGAAGGAUCCUGCGAACUAUCCGCCCUUCUCCGACUAUCAGGAUACCUUCUCUAGCCCGCUGCCCGCGGCUACCUUCGCAUCUUUUGUGGUUCCGACAUGGGUGCCACAAUCUUCUCAACUGCUCCGGUACGCCAAGGCCGUUUACUCCUAUUGGCGGGAACGGCGUAUCGAGCGCGAAGGGCAACGCAUCAUCCCUGUUCUGAACUACGACGAGUCGGAUGUUAAGAACGAGUCUUACGUCUGCUUUCGGCGCCGCGAUGCCAAGGCGAUGCGCAAGACGCGCGCAUCCCAAGCUUCAUCGUCAGAGAAGCUGCGGCGUCUGCAGCAGGAGCUUGAAAGCGCUCAUGAACUUGCGAGGAAUCUAUGUCAACGCGAGGCUCUCAAGCGCGAGAUCCUGCAAUGCAGCAAGGCCGUAUGGGAAGGCCGCGAGACGAUGGUUAGCCUCAAACGCAGGUUCCCGACCCUUGGGGUCAAAGAGGACGACGAGCUCCUUGUGGACAAAGAGCGUGCCCCCAAGAAACUGCGCCAGACAGAGUCUAAGAACAGAAUAUCCCUCAAGUUACCGAAGGAUAUGUCAGCGGCGGCUACUGCAGCUGAGGAGAGUGUCAUGCGGCCGAAGGAACGCCAGGCUAUGAUCCAGCGAACGAUCGAUUCCGAGCUUGCGAAGCAGAAGGCUAGGGACGUCAGCUGGGAGGAGUCAAUCGACAAUGCCUAUCUGCCACCACCGACAACGACAGGACAGCGCGCGUUCAAGUUCGUCAUGGAAGAACCUGGUGUCGCUCCGGAGGCGUCGAUGCCAUCGUAUCGCGCCACCCGCUCGCGCCGUGGUCGCGGUGGCAUCUUGCGCUUCGAUCGUCGCUCGCAUCGUACCAAACCUCUGGAAGAACAAGACUUUUUGGCUCGACCAAGAGAAGAGCCACAGGAGUUCACCAUCGACUUCAGCGAUACUGAUGAGAGAGCUGAGCGCGCGCGGCGCCUGCGUAGUCAGUGGCUAUUUGACGCUGAUGACGAGCCGGCUCUUGGCCCCGACGGCCAAGAUGAGCAGGAUCGCGUCCUAGUGGAUGAGUAUGGAGCGACGCACAUGCGCAAGUCCAUGACACUGCUCACGAAGGACGACAACGACACCUUGGUGACGAAUCCUACUAUCACCUGGAAGUCUGACGACGGCACUCGGCGCUCGGAAGUUCCCUUCGUCAUAGGCCAAAUCGUCCAGCAGGCGGCCCUGCAGGCACAAGCGCAGAAGCGAGCUCAGCUGCAGGCUCAACAAGCCGCCGCUGCUGCGCAACCGCAAGUCAACGGCGCUCCUCAACCAAACGGAGUACCUAUCGCGCAUCCGCAGGCUGCGCCGCCGGUGGUCACUGCUCAGACACCUAUACGGCGUAGCUCAUCGUCUAUCGGUGCGCCGGUACAACGGAUCUCGUCUGCCGCCACCAAUGGCACGAUGCGUCCACCCGCCACCCCGAAUACGUCUGCCAUCACCCUCGGUGCUCAGGGCUCCCCGCCCCGCCCCAGCGCCUCCCCCGCCAUCAACGGUGACCAUUCACCGCGGCCACCCUCUGCUGCCGCACAGGACGUCGCCAUGGCCCCUGCGCCGGUCGCUUCUCUGGAGGCUUCGCCGCCUAAGCCGUCAGCGAACCACCUCGCCAUCACGAUGCCCACGAAUAACUACCACCUGACAGGCGUCAAUGGUUACGGUGCCGCGAGCGUGCACGCACAACAAGCCGCCAACGCCAACCUACAGACCCUGCAUGCCCACAUGGCCGCUAGCAACCUCAACGUACCAGGUGUCGGCAGCAGACCGGCGGCGUACAUGGGUCAUGUUCCGUCAUCCGGGUACACCGUGCCCAGUAUGGCGCCAAAUAUGAACUUGAAGUUGCCGGCGAGCCGACAGAUGCAGUGGGCCGCGAGCCAGCCUGUUGGUAUGGGCGUUGGCGUCAAUGGUGUGAACAUCGCGAGGAGCGCGAGUGCGGGGAGUCCGCCGAGGCCCAGUCAGAGUCCCAGUUUGCAGCAUCAGGCUGUUGUCAAUGGGACGCAAGGGUACUAA
Molecule: messenger RNA, 2724 nt
Organism: Peniophora sp. CBMAI 1063
Lineage: Eukaryota; Fungi; Basidiomycota; Agaricomycetes; Russulales; Peniophoraceae
Source: the annotation of a GenBank genome assembly